AUAAAUGACCUUGUGCUUUUUCAAACUCAAGGUCGAAACGUGUUUCCUUUAUACAUAAUAUAGAUAUACAUCCUUCAAGUGUACUUCGGCUACGUAACUCCAAUAUUCUGAACAAAGUCCAACAUUCUGUUAAAUUACCUCACUUUCCAGACUUUGCGGAAUAGUUACUCAGAUUGUUCAUCAAUUUUGAAGAAGUCUGCUUCAUUUAUUCCCAAAAUUUCUCAUUACUUAAGGAAAACCUUAAAAUCUCCCCAAGGUUUCAGGGAUAUUUCCAGAAUUUUAUCUGUACGUAAACGGAUUUCCCUUUUAUUUGCAGUCGAUUUCGCAGACUUCACAUAGUUCGAAAAAUUUUCGUUUAUUGUUUCCCACAUAAACAUAGUUUUUUAAAGUUCGUGGCGAACCCCUAGGUUUCCACGGAUUCAUGAGAGUGUGACCAGUCUGUAACUUUUAGAAAUGUUGACGUCGUUGCAACGUUUUAUCUGGUUGCUACGUUAAAGAAAAUACUUAAUUAAGUUCCAAAGAAAAUUCAUUGAAAUCACAUUCUAUUUAUGCACUCUCGUUAAAUAGUAAUCUGGGGUUAGAUGCUGUUUGUCCGCGAAUAAUAAAGCCCGGGUCCAAGUGUUAUGUAUAUGAGGCUAAAAAGUGUCCAGGCCCUAGUUCCAAAUGGCCACGCGUGAUUGUUUAUGGAAAGUAAGAACCGACCAAUAUAAAAAUAAGUGUGAUUGUAAUCAUCUAUGCACAACAAAAAUUCUGGGGCUUUGUCAAUCAGAUUCAAUAGAUUUCCCCGAAAUCGGUGGAUAUAUUGACGAAAACCCAAAAUUUUUCUGAACGUUCAAGAGUUUCCCCUAAGUAUGUGGAAAUUUCCGGUUUUCCAGUCGCAUUUCGCAAUCCAACGUUGGAUUUUCGCUCCAAAUUCAUUAUCCAUUUGGCUAAAUAGCAUUUUGGCAUUAUGGCUGAUGCCAGUUCGUGAUGAAAGCACUAAGUCUGGUUGCUGGCCCUAACGUCCAAUUUUAAUUUCCAAUAUUAAUUCCUCAUCAAUUCAUAACUCUCAUUUAACCCUAUUAUGUAGGUGGGCAUUCGCAAAGUCAUUUUACCAUUGCUCAAAAGUCAUCUAUAAAUUAUGAUGUCAGAGAAUAAACUUAUAAACCACAUAUAUUCCGUUUGUUCAUUCCGUUUUGUCUUCUACUUUUAACCUCACUGCCAUUUCCCACUAUGUACAUUGUGUGAUGCGAGAUUGUGUUUGUUUUCAAUCUUGCUUCGCUUGUCGAGAUUCGAUUGGUCGGUGGGAAAAUUUGUACUCUGUAGGUUUAAUGUCUUGGUUUUUGAUUUUAAACUCAGCUUUCGUCAUUUUAGCGUACCUCUGUUUUUAUUAAAGUCAUUCAUUGUGUAAAUGCUGUUUACUACUCUUUUGUUGACGAGUGAUCAUGAGACCGGAUUUUCUGUUGAUGGCUUAUAUGAAUAUUGUAAGCUAAAUUUAGUUUCAAAUAUAUUUCUGUCAGACGCACAUUCAUAUCCAGUGGGCGUGAAAGCAUAGUUUAGCGCCUUAAUAAACGUUAAUGAUAUCUCAAAUUACUUAAGAUUGGCUUAACAGUAAGUAUCCACAAUUACAUCUACUCUAGUUUUCACAUAAAAAAUAUGCUGGAUUCUAUCCAAUAAUACUCGCAUACCUACCUAUCGUAAUCAGUCACAUAUAGCUUGUACAAGAUGAUAAAGCUGACUAUUGUAAAGCAAACUUACACUUCUAUGCCAUUAGGUGGCAUCAUCUCAGAUGAUAAUUCUUCAUUAUUUGCUUCAACAGGAACCUUUUAGUAGUAUAAAGGGUCAAUUUCUAUGCUCUACAUUUAUUAUAACUGGUUGACUGUGUUAUAAUAUAUUUGAUUCUGCUUAUUAACCGGCGAAAUUGGUCCUCAUAACUCUAGCUACAUAUAGCACAUUAAAUGAUACAUACUUGGGUUUGAUGGAGUACUUAAUGUUUAGAGCAUUAUUUUAUCGAAGGUUUUUUGAAGUACUUUUAUACGUUCUAAAAAAAUACAGUAAUGUCAUUCAGUCAAUUCAUUUAAAUGUUGUUACUAUUAUUUUUAUCUUAUGUUACUGUUUUCAUAAGCUCAUGAUUACUCAUACUUGUUAUCAGUUUUAAUUUUUCAGAACCUUCUUCCGUAUAUUGAAAUCUUCUACUGCAUGAACUUCGAGUAUACAAAUGGAGACCUUAUAUUGCGGUCAACUAAUACUGCUUCGAAAUUCGAUAAAACUUUGGAUUCCUUAUGGACUCUCGCUUAUGAAUCCAAUUACUUUCGUUACAAAAUUGACACAUCAUUGAGUUCAGUAAAGAAAAUUUGUUCUGGAAAUGUAAAUAUCUUAAUUUUACCUAACAAUGAUCGAUUCAGCCAUCGGCGUAAACCACAACCAUUUAAAAGCAUUAAUGAUCAACUUUCGUCCGAAUCCUUCAAUUUUAAUAGAGUCCCCAAACAUGAAUUCUUGUUAAAUGUUUCUGAAAAACAUGCCACAAAAUCAUGUUCUAUACUGAUAAAUGUCAGUCCAUUUUCAUAUUUACAUUCUCUUUUGGUUCCGGAAGUAGAAAAAUGCCACAAUCAGUUCCUUGGAAAAGACUCCUUUUAUUCAGUAAUCAAGUGUUUUCUUUUGAGUAGCAACAGAUAUUCGUGUAUGGGUUUCAAUAGUCUAUUGGCCCAUGCUUCUGUAAAUCACUUACAUUUUCACUUUUGGCAAUCACCAGAAUACUUACGAGCUAUGUCCACAGAUAUUAAAUUGAAAUACGAAAAUUUAUUUUACUAUGAAUUGGUUGAUCAUCCCGUAGAUAAUUUUGUUCUUGAAUUAACCGAUUUAACAGAAUUGGAUCGAUUUGUAAACUGUUUAUGGAUAGUAAUCUCAUCUUGUCAACAUCUACAAAUUGCCCACAACGUAUUCGUAGCACGUUCUAAAUCCACUGGUUAUGUACGUGUUGUUGUCUGGCCGCGUUGCUCAGUCUUCGAAACAAAAAAUCUAUCUACAAUUGACUCGGAACCCAGUUUUUAUGUGGCUGUUGCCGAACUCGCCGGAAUGAUGGUUGUUGUUAGUGAAGAUGUUGCCUGUACGUUGAACUUUGAUAAAGUAGAAUCCAUCUUGCGUAGUGAACGUCUACCUAGAAGCACCAUCAACGCCCUCGAAUGCAAAGUAUUUGAGACUUUAGGCAUCCAGCAAGCGUCACAAGAGCAGAUCAACUUAUUUUGAGAAGUAUCUACAAACUUGCACUCCUUCUUUACUAUUCUGAAUCCAUUUACUGUCCAAAUUUUGUUAUAUAAUGUAAACUUAAGGUUCGCUAAGUGAACCGGGAAUUUGUUACUUUGAGGUUAUGUUGAUUCUACCUGUCGUUAUUUCUACCGCAUCCCCACUUCUGAAUAAUCAAGAUAACUUUCCUUUCUAUAAAUUGUACUUAUUAGUCGAACUUCCUAUAACAGCUCCAUGUCAUGCUUAUCACCAUUUUUAACUAGAUAUAUCAUUAACAUAAACAUAGUUUACAUAGACCUCAUUUAUAUGCAGAGAAAGCGGUAUUUCUUAAUUACACAAGUUUUAGUAGUACUUCCCAGAUGCAAAUUCUGUUCAUGCAACCAAGAUACUAAUAUGCUUUCAAGUAUAGGUGGCCAAUAUUCCAUCACAAUCUGUAGGACGAACACUGCGUCGUAAUAUAAAACACAGCUAUAGGAAAUACCAAGCGUAAUAGAACAG
Schistosoma rodhaini is the source of this 3720-nucleotide messenger RNA. The record is from the annotation of a GenBank genome assembly. NCBI's taxonomy places the organism in Eukaryota, Metazoa, Platyhelminthes, Trematoda, Strigeidida, Schistosomatidae.